GAGAGAGAGAGAGAGAGAGAGAGAGCUAAAACGCCGACUCGGAACUACAGACACGCCGCUUGUUUUUAGUUGCGUAAAAAUAUUCUCUCCGUUUACGCACCGCUUGCAAUCUGCACAUUCGCGUUAUAUAAGGAUUGCGGGAUUUAUUUUAUGGAGAUCAUGGACCGUAUGGUCGAAACAGAUCUUAUGAACUAAAACCUGUUGCCAGUUCGACGGGGCUGGUUUUUCAUUUCAGGUCUGCUCGUGGAUGUGAUGCUGGACUCUUGUUUGCGCACUGGCUGGUAGUUGGAGAGAAGUUUGAUCGGUAGUGCAUUCAUUUGAGAGGCACCAUGCAUGUGUCUCUGGCCGAGGCGCUGCAGGUGAGAGGCGGACCCCUGCAGGAAGAGGAGGUCUGGGCCGUCCUCAAUCAGUGCGCUGAAAGCCUCCAUGAACUCCUCCGCAGAGAUCCUUCUGCAUUGGGUUUCAUCAUCUCUCCGUGGUCCCUGCUCCUCAUGCCUUCUGGAAACAUCUCUUUUACUGAUGAGAACGUUACACAGAAGGACUUGCGGGCGUUUACCGCCCCAGAGGUGCUGGAGGGCCUCAACCUCACCUCACUGUCUGAUAUGGAGAAGAUGCACAUGUAUUCCCUUGGCAUGACGUUGUUUUGGGGUGCCGACUAUGAGAUUCCUCAAAACGAGCCAAUGAAACUCGGAGAGCAUCUGAACAGCAUCCUGCUGACCAUGUGUGAUGACUCCACCCUCUCUCGGCUCUCCGUGCGCUCGGUGCUGGACACCUGCAGCACGCACAUCCGUAACUCCAACUGUGACCCGUCGUUCUCCUACGUCAGGCGACUGGUGAGGCUUGUCCUGGGCUCUCUUUCUCAGCUGGAUGGUCUGUUGACUCAGAGCGAGAAGGAAAACCUGCCAGAAAGAAGUAAAGAGAUUCGGGAACGACUUCGAGGAAAGGGACUUCCUGGACGAAGUGCUGCCCAUCGCGUGCUGGAGCGCUAUCGUGCCCGGACUCAGGAGCAGGCCAACCUGAACCGGGGCCUCAGCCGCUCGAUGGGCUCUCUUCCCAUCGAGGACCUCGUCGGGGCAGACGAGGGUCCCCUUCAGAACCCCCCCUCAGAUUACCACGCCGGGUCCGAGUCCUCUUCAGAGCUCUACCACCAACGCCAUCAGCAACAUUUGCAUCAGCAGCGCGGCCGACACUUGGAGCCGGACCACCGUUCCCACCCUCAUCAACGAAACAAAAGCUGGGCGUCCUCGGCGGAUCUAGGAUGCCUCGAUCCGGAGAUGCUACGCUUCGGGGCGCUAGAGGACGCUCGGAGGGGCAACAGCGCCUUGAGCUCUCGCUCGGCAGGGCGACACAAGUCGUCGACGAAGUCUAGGGACUCUCGAUAUUCGGACUUUGGGAGCAUGGAUGUGCAGAAGCCCCAUCACAGGUCGAACAAUUCUGUCGCCUCGGCGUUCAAUAACGCUUACGAUCGGCUCAAGGAGAAGCAGAAGAAACUUCAGGUGUUGAAGCAGGCCAUGGAUGAUCCCACGCACACCCACAGAAGAUACCACAGUGACUACAGUUCAUCCAGCGAGAGCCCCUCCGUGACAUCAUCAGACCCCGAUUACAGACAAGCUAAAAAGCCUGAUGAUCUGAGACGAUACAGUUCUCAGGUGGGACUGUCCGAGCAUGACCCCGUUUCGCUCAGCGGUGCUCAGAGACACAGAAUACUUGAGGCUGGUCAAGACGAGCUGUCAGGCACAGAACUUCUGAUCCAGCGACAGGAAGAGAUGCACAGGCUCCAGGCCCGGCUGUCCCGAGCAUCUGCCUAUCCCGGAGAUGACCCCCGGACCUCCAUAAUGGACCUGGUGGAACCCUUUCGCAGCAUUCCUUUGGACGCCGGCCACAACCUUAGAAAAUCCAAAAAUUUCUUCGGACCCGAGUUUGUGAAGAUGAGCAGCGAGCCGUGUAUGGUCUUAAACGUCCCUUCAUCCAUAAUGAAUAAACGUGGAAAGGUGGAAGAGAGUCAGAGGAAGGUGGGAGUGGUCUUACCGAACAGUCAGAGGUUGGAGCUGUGCUGCGAUGUGAAGUCGAUCUGUAAGGAUGUGCUGGACAUGGUCAUUGCUCAUGUGGGGCUGGUGGAACACCACCUGUUCAGCCUCGCCUACCUGAAAGGGGACGAGUUCUUCUUCAUCGAUAACGAUGCCAAACUUUUGAAGGUGGCCCCCGACGGUUGGAAGGACGACCCUAAGAAAAAGAAAACGGAUGUCAAUUUUAAUCUGUUUUUGCGUAUCAAGUUUUUUCAAGAUGAUGUCAACUUAAUACAGCACACGAUGACCAAACACCAGUACUAUCUUCAGCUGCGGAAGGAUAUCCUGGAGGAGCGGGUGCGAUGUGACCUUGAAAAUGCGGUGAUCUUGGCAUCUUUGGCACUGCAGGCAGAGUUUGGAGACUAUCAGCCUGAGCUCCACGGAAAGACGUAUUUCAGGACGGAGCACUACCUCCCCGCCUCCGUGCUGGAUAAGAUCGAUCAGACCACCGUUAAAGAGCAGCUGCCCAAACUCCACGCCUCAUACUUCAAUGCCUCAGAGGAAGAGGCGGAGCUUGAGUUUCUCAAGGUGUGCCAGCGACUGACAGAAUAUGGAGUUCACUUCCAUCGCGUGCUGCCAGAAAAAAGAUCCCAGACUGGCAUCAUGCUGGGCAUUUACUCAAAAGGUGUCUAUAUCUUUGAGGUUCUCAAUGGAAAUCGAACCCCCGUGCUACGGUUCCCCUGGAGGGACACCAAGAAGAUCUCCUUUACGAAAAAGAAGGUUUGCUUGCAGAACACUUCAGAUGGGAUUAAACACUUGUUUCAGACAGACAGUCAGAAGACCUGCCAGUAUCUGCUGCAGUUGUGCUCGGCCCAGUACAAAUUCCACCUGCACACGAAGGCCCGACAGAACAACCAAGAACUGCAAGAUUUGGAGAACUCUCCUCUGGGCAGUCUGCAGUACUCUGAUGGGAUGAGUUUCUCCCCCGGCUCAGAGCCGGACCUUUACAAGAGAAUGUCCUACUCGGAGAUGUCCCUCAACAAGAAUGCUCGGAUCUCUAUCCCACCGGCCUAUCCGGGCUUAAACAGCAGCUCUAACUCUAAGAUGAAGAGUCGUUCCCAUCAUAACUUGAGUCAGUUGCCUGAGUCACCUGAGCAUAGGAUGGUGCCUUUCGGUAGCCAAUUACAGAGCGGCAUGGCUCGAUCGCAAGUGCUUGUGUCAUCGCAUCAGCGUGCAAGCUCAGACACAGACUCCAUCCUCGCCGCCAGACAGCAGGAGGGUCCCAGCUGGGUCUCCAGUGGCUUGAAGAAAGGGUCGGACUCCUCCUCCGGUGAGGACAUUGGACAGGCGUAUGUCGUAGGUGUUAGCAUGCACAGCUCCGGAGCCCCGCCGUCUACUCCCGCUUCCUCCAUCAGAAUCGGCGAUUCCCUGAAAAAGAGGGUCCACGCUUUACCCUCUCCAGAGCGAGAGAUACAGGCUGUAAAUCUGAAGAAAGAUGUCAAAUGUGGACUGGGUUUUCAGAUUGUAGAUGGACAGAACUCUGGGCAACAGGAUCUGGGUCCCCUCAUCAGCUCCAUCACACCCGGUGGACCCGCUGAUAUCGACGGCCGUCUGAAACCCGGCGAUAGGCUGUUGAGUGUGAAUGAUGUCAGCCUGGAGGGCCUAUCACAUGAGAGGGUGGUUGAGAUUUUGCAUGGCACCCCUGAUGAUGUCACGCUGGUGGUCUCUCAGCCUAAAGAGAGGCUGUUUCCAGACUCUCCUACAGGAAUCCAGCACUACAGGUUAGACUCGGCUACACCCAAACAAGAAAUGCGAGUUGAUUCUCCCACCGAAGAGCAUGCGGCCUCUCUCACCUUCAGUAAAGCAUCACCGCCCCGGCCGGAGAGCUCCAGCUCCCACGACUCCAGGACUGAGAGCGCCGGCCACCUACAGAGCAACGGAUUUCACCGCAACCUUCUUACAGAGGAGAUCUCGGCCGACAGUAAACCAACGGCCGAUGCCGCACCACCAGCUCUUCCCCCUAAAACCAGAAAACCCAAAGUUCCAGACGUUCCUAAAGAGCUGGAAUACUCUGACAGAGGGGACUCGGACAUGGAUGAGGACACGUACUCGAGUAGCCUUGAGAAACAAAUGACUAAAAAGGGGGUUUCUCCUAACAACGUCACGGAGACAUUAAAUGCUAGUAGCCCAGAAGUCAAUAGCCUCCAGCCUGGAGAUCUAUUUGACGUUGAGCUGUCCAAAGUAGACAGCAGUCUGGGCAUUAGUGUCACGGUACUGUUCGGAAAGGGUGGGUCGAACACAACGGUGAGGCACGGAGGGAUAUAUGUCAAAGGUGUCAUUCCUAAAGGAGCAGCCGACCUGGAUGGCAGGAUAAAGAAAGGGGACCGUGUGGUGGCCGUAAAUGGAAAAGGUCUUGAAGGAGCCACUCACAAACAGGCAGUCGAUGUGUUAAAAAACACUGGCCAGGUGGUGCAUCUGUUAUUGGAAAAAGGUCAACCCCUAUUAGACACCCUUCACGCUCCCCUGACACCUCAAAGCACAUCUGAGCUUCAAAACAAACCUGACGCGCACGGUGCAGCCGCACCAGAGCCGAAACCAGCGAAAAAAGCAGAAUACAAUUUCGUCACGCCAGAUAACACAUUCGAGGUGGGUUUGGUGAAGAACACAUCCGGGCUUGGCUUCAGCUUCAGCCGGGAGGAGAACGUCCCCGGAGAGCCUGCGGGCACCAGCAUGGUGCGGGUCAAAAAGCUGUUUCCCGGGCAACCAGCGUCCGAGAGCGGCCGCAUCGAAGUGGGCGAUGUCAUCCUGCGUGUCAAUCAGACAUCUCUCAAAGGACUGUCGCAGCAUGAGGUGAUCUCUGCUCUGAGAGGAACAGGGCAGAAGGUGACCCUACGCUUGUGUAAACCUGAGACGGGGGUCUUACCUGAGAUGGACCCUGCCAUUACCACCCCCGUUCCCUCUCCACGGAAGGAGCUCCAUCCCAAACCCCAGCCUGAUCCCAAGCCGAGCUCCUCGCCUCAGACGGAGCGCCUUCGGACAUUGGUUCUGGUGGAAGAAGCUCUGGAGAGGUCACUGAUGAAAUCUCCCACUCGCAGAGACAGUUACAGCGACAGCACCGACAACGAUGAGCUUGAGGAGGCUUUCAGCCAAGCCAGGGACCACAGCGUCUACCAGACACCAAUGGAAAGACUCGACCAAUACGAGAACGCCAAUCUGGACGACACUGUGCGGUCGGCGUAUUACUCACCCGGGCAGUCCGUGUCUAGACCAGAGGUCAACACAAGGGAUCUGGAUGGUUUGGCACUACGCAUGUCAUCGUCUCUUUCCCUUCCCGAGGGCGGAGUCUUGAGCCCCAGUCCAGACCCACUUCCUCCACCACUGCCAAACCCCAUCAACCUCAGUCUUCCAGACCCCGCCCACGAGGAGGAGCUUAUCCCUGAGGUGGAGCUAAAUGUCUCUCUGGUGAAGUCUGAUAAAGGAAGUUUAGGCUUCACGCUCACCAAAGGAAACGACAACAACUGCUACAUCCAUGACAUCAUCCAGGACCCGGCUAAAGAAGAUGGCCGACUGCGGCGUGGAGAUCGAAUGAUAAUGGUGAAUAACAUUGAUGUGUCUGGCAUGAAUCACACCGAGGUGGUCAACUUGGUGCGUGCAGCCCCCAAAGUCGUGGACCUCGUGGUGGGCCGCGUUCUAGAACAGCCCAAGCCGCCGAUAGAAGCCCACCUUCUGCCCGACAUCACGUUUCAGUGCUACGAUGAGUCUUUAGGUCUGGUUCUCGACGGUGGAAGUGACAGUGGGUUGGGCGUUCUGUACGUGAAAGACAUCAUACCGGGAUCCGUGGCUCAUGCGGAAGGCAGUUUAAGGCAUCUGGAUAUCAUACACUACAUCAACGGAGCGCCAACGCAGGAUCUGACCUUGAGCGAGAGCUGCAGACUCCUGCAACUUUCACUGAAGAAUCUCACGCUUAAAGCGACCAGGGAUGGAAAGCCUGUUUUUCCGGGUAAGGAGGAGAUCUCAUUACUAAACAACAACGUCAGCCCUAAAGUGUCUCAGAACGUGAACGGUUAUCUCCAUAGCAACAAGUGUGACGAAUUGGAGGCCCUAUCCGGGAUCUGUCCUGCGGAGGAGCAGAUUGUGAAGCUGCAGUUGGAUAAACCACCAGGAGGGGGCCUGGGUUUUUCUGUGAUCGGUGGAGAGAGGGGCAUUUUUGUGAAGUCUGUCACCCCCGGGGGUACAGCGGACACUGAGGGGACGCUGCAAGUCGGGGAUCGUUUGCUAAAGGUGAAUGACCAUCUGAUGGUCAACGUUUCUCACACCGAAGCCGUCACUACUAUCCGUAAAGCUAAAGGUUUGGUGCACCUCGUCGUCUCUCGUCCACCUGACCAAAUGCCCAACACGUACCUGAGCUACCUGCCUCCCAAAUCCAACGGCAUCCAUGGCAACAACGAUGUGAGUGAGGACAGUGGGGUGAAGGUGAAACUCCAGACUCCAUCGGAGCAAAGCAAGAGCAACAACCCACCACCUCUUCCUCCGAUAGACUAUGACACAAAACGCAAGGACACGGAGGGUAGUGCGGAUUUAUCGGAAGACACUGACUGUGACGGCUCCUCUCUGCCUGAAGACUCUCCAGAGACGUCUCGGAAAGCUGAGUGGAAGGAGGAAAAUGUUGACGCUUCGCUGAAUGACAGUGAACUUUUUCCUCCGAAAUGUUGUAGUUCUCUGCAGUCAUCUGGUCAGCCAGAUGAUGAUGACAUCACAUGGGGCAGCAACGAGCUGCCGAUAGAAAACAUCAAUUCUAAAUUUACUGAAGACGGACCGAUAGUCACAGAUGAUGAGUUGACGUCUCUGCCACUGGUUACAGUGGUUCCUGAUGGUCAGUACACGUCCAGUAAACUCAACAGUGUGGUGAGAAUGAUGAGAGGUCUGCUGGAGCAGAAGGUUCCUCUGCAGGAGUUUGAGAACCUGCAGAAUUUGCAGCCCAUCGACGACUGUGUGGUUGGCCAGUUGAAUGACAACAAGAAGAAAAACCGUUACAAAAACAUUCUUCCAUACGACACGACAAGGGUCCUGUUGGGAAAGGACGGCGGCUACAUCAACGCCAACUUCAUCAAGAUGCCUGUGAAGGAUGAGAACUUCUUGUACAUUGCGUGUCAGGGGCCGCUGCCGACGACGCUGGGUGAUUUCUGGCAGAUGGUCUGGGAGCAGAAGUCCAAUGUGAUCGCCAUGAUGACACAGGAAGUGGAGGGAGGAAAAGUGAAAUGUCAGAGGUACUGGCCCGACACGCCCCGCUCGCCCGAGAUGGUGGACGAUCGUCUGCAGGUCUCGCUGGUUAAAGAUCAGCACCUGGACAACUUCGUCAUUCGGCUAAUAGAGGUCAAAGAUAUCCAGACCAAUGAGAUCCAGAGAGUAACGCACCUGAACUACACCGGCUGGCCUGAUCACGGCACCCCAACUCAACCUGAACAGCUCCUGACCUUCAUUUCUUACAUGAGACAUAUCCACCAAUCAGGACCCAUCGUUACACACUGCAGUGCAGGAAUUGGCCGAUCAGGAACACUCAUUUGUAUAGACGUGGUCCUUGGUCUCAUCAGCAAAGAUGUAGAUUUUGACAUAUCAGAUGUGGUACGUACCAUGAGACUCCAGAGGCACGGCAUGGUGCAAACAGAGGACCAAUAUAUUUUCUGCUACCAGGUCAUUUUAUAUGUGCUCAGAUGUCUGCAGGCAGAAGAGAAGCUCUCGGGUUAAACACGCGGACACCGACUGCCUUUCUGCUCUUUAACAGGGUCAAGAGAUGAACUGACAAUUACAUCGUGCUUCAGCAGUUUCUUCUUUCUAUCAGGGCCUGCGACCUUUUCCGAACAAAUUUUUUGACUUAAAAUGUUUUUGACGUCAGUGACGGAUAUGAUUCUUGCAGAAUUUUGUGUAUUUUUUUGUCGCUUACAUUCUUGACCGUUGGCUGCUACGACUUUGAAACCAUUUAUUUUAUAAUUUAUCAUUUUUGGUAAACAGUUUUUAUAGAUUCUUCGAAGAUUAUGGGUCAACUAUAAAAGAAAUGAAUUCAUAUUUUUUGUGGCACAAUUUUUUUCUUGUGUAGGCCUAUGUUAAACUAACUGAUGCUGGAAUGGAUGUUGCCUUGACAGAAUACGAGACAGUAUUUGCUUUGUAAAUGCUUUAGAGAGUGCCAGUGGUAAUCGAAGAAAUGAAAAGUGUUAUAUUUAGUGUAAUAUUUAUCUUAUGAAAUCUGUUAUGUUUUUAAGCUGUUACAUACUGGACAAUUUGCAAUUUGUAAAUAAAAGAAUAUCAUUCC
Triplophysa rosa is the source of this 8313-nucleotide messenger RNA. RefSeq names its product protein tyrosine phosphatase non-receptor type 13 (gene ptpn13). Gene Ontology annotation, molecular function: protein tyrosine phosphatase activity; phosphatidylinositol 3-kinase regulatory subunit binding. Gene Ontology annotation, cellular component: nucleus; cytoplasm; cytoskeleton. The coding region runs from base 330 to 7751 and encodes 2473 amino acids. The transcript has 49 exons. The record is from RefSeq and is a predicted model, not a curated record. Gene Ontology annotation, biological process: peptidyl-tyrosine dephosphorylation. NCBI's taxonomy places the organism in Eukaryota, Metazoa, Chordata, Actinopteri, Cypriniformes, Nemacheilidae.